Messenger RNA from Juglans regia (Persian walnut), 2788 nucleotides. RefSeq lists its product as uncharacterized. The transcript is spliced from 8 exons. Bases 258 to 1505 code for a protein of 415 amino acids. Lineage: Eukaryota; Viridiplantae; Streptophyta; Magnoliopsida; Fagales; Juglandaceae. The record is from RefSeq and is a predicted model, not a curated record.
GUAGGCAACCUUACGGGUGGGGAACACAACUGAAAAUCACCUAAUACUCUCUGUACCCAGUGGAUUAGCUUCUGGUAGGGAUUCGUGGAAGUGUUUUCAGCUCUUUGUAGGCGUGUCUGAUAGUUGGUGCGUGAAGCUUCAAGAAACCAGGAUUUCUCUUCUACAAAUAUAUUGCUAGUACCAGCAGCUAGCAGCAGUUUUUGGUUGCUGUCUUGCCAUAAUAUUUCUCUUACAAGGCAGGUUCAAGUAUAAGAAAUAUGGCACUAAUUGGACGAGGAAGCGGGUUCAGACGUGUAGGUGGCGGCUACAGACGAACUGGGGCUUACAGGAGACCACCACGUCCUCCAAGAAUUUCAUCAUGUACCCCAAGCGAAAAUGACAAUGAGGAUAGUUCUAACGAUUCAACGCAGCCUCCAAGUAUAGUUGCUGAGACAGAAGUUGGGCAUCCAAUGUUGGAUGCCCACACAAGUAGAAGUUACGAUGGUGAAGUUGUUCCGGAGCCGAUACAACCAAAUGUUGGACCAACGAGACGUGGACGAGGUCCUGCCAAAUGCAUUGAGUUUGAUAAGCUUCGAAAGCACGGGAAAAUACCACUCAAAAUUAAUGAUGGGCAAACAGCCCCAUGUUGUGAGAAUGCGAACAUGUUUACCACAAGGGUCACCUGGAUAUUAAAGCAUCAUGCGGACAUGAGUCACGCACGAUGGACUGAUGUUCCGAUGGUAGAGAAGGAUGAACUGAUGGAACGUGUUCGGGCUGACUUCAUUUUGGAUUGGGAUUUGGCCAAUCAUAGACAGACGGUGUGGAAACAGUUGCGUAAGCGAUUCAACGCUUUCCACCAUCAGCUGCACAAGAAAUAUUUGUCAUAUGGUAGCCAUGAGGAAGCAUUGGCUGGCGGGACUGGAUUGGUAUCUAAUUUAGUUUGGGUGAAGUUAUGUGGUAGAUGGGGAAGUGAGGCAUUCAAGAAAAUGUCAAAGCAAAAAAAAGAGAACCGCAACAAGCUGAAAACCAAUCACACCGCCGGGAGGAAGUCAUUUGUGAGAGUUAUGGAAGAGAAGCGUUCGACUACAGCAAACUUGGUCGAGUUCUACAAGGAAGUCCGUUGGUCUAGGAGUAAAGACAAAUUCGUGACAUCCACGACAGAAGAGCUUUAUAAGCAAAUGGUUGAGAAGAUGGAAGGUAUGGAACCUGAGCAACGUACUGAAGAGGCAGCAGCUUCUGUAUUUAGGGAGGUACUAGGCCAUAGACCAGGGUAUGCUAGAGGUCUAGGCGAGAUGGUAAUACCCACAUCCACACGACAACAAGAUCGUGAAAGGGAGAAACGUCAUGCUGAAGAAGUGGAAAGAUAUAAAAAGGAUGCUGAGUAUUACAAGACUCAGUUUGAGGAGUUAAGGGGAGAUGUUAGAGUACUUAUAGAGAGGCAACGUGAGUAUGACAAGACAUUGUACAACCUAAUGUCAGGAAUGUCACAAGGAGAGUCUCAGAGAGAGACUCAGGGAGCUGCUUAGGACAGCAAUGAAGACAAAAAAAAUUUUGUGGGGGCUUUUUGUGAGGUUUUUUGGUUGGUGUGGUGUCCAUAUGUAAAGCUGUUUUGUGGCAUCACAGAUUUUUUGGGGGGAGAAACAGGGUGUUCUUGGGCAGUCAGUUAAUGAAGUAGUUAGAAGAUAUAGUAUGUGGUUGUCUAUAUAGUUAACUGUACGUUUGGAUGCAUGAACUAGGAUCAGAAUUUUGAGAGUAGUGUGAUUUGUAUUGGGCCAUGAUCAUAUGACUGGUUAGAAGAUAUAUAUAAUCUGGUCACAUGGUAUGUGCCCUGACAGACAUAACAAUCAGGUAGAAGCAGUGCUUGCAAUGUGGUUCUGCGACAAAGAUGACACUAGAAUCUUGGUGGACUAUACAUGCAGCUCAGAUUUUGUGGAGACAAGAUUACCCAUUUAAUACUGUAAUGCAUUUGGUAUUUUUCAUUUAUAUUAAUGCCUAGCUCACUAUCAGUUUUACCUCAUAUUGCAUCACAUUGAGAGAACAUUUAACUACAUAUGAAGAUCUUUAAUUGCUACCAAUACAUUUGGGAAAUAAAAAGGGCAUAGAUGUAUGGGAAUGAAUACUAUAACCGAGUAUGGAAUGAGGCUUGUUAUGUAAGGGUUGUGUGAAGCACAAUGUGUUUCUUAUAUUGUAGAGUAAUGAAUAAUGAAAACCACUAAUAAUGAAAGCUUUAGUGGGUUAUGGCUACUUAUGGGUUGAUGAUCAGGAAAUGUGAUGCUGAAGAGGUUUAAAAUAGUUUUAUACAUCUUUUACUUGAGUCAAAUAAACCUGGGCAGUGUGUUUCUUCCAAAGGGUAGGUAUAUAGUUGAUUGAGAAAGUAUAACUUGAUUGGGUUAGGGAACAAAGGAUUCCAGUGGCUUUCCUUCUAACUGCUUGGUUGUCCUACUAGGUGGUUGUUUCUACAUGGUGCCUCUUCUAUAUUGGUUGCUACUUUUGUUGAUCAUCUUAGCUAGAGCAGAUGCCAAGAUGUUGUGUGUAAGCCUCGGAUUGACGUAGAAGAUGUAAUUCAACUAGAUGCAUGCAUGGUGGUACAAAAAAGUUUUUGCUGUGAUGGACUGCUGUUCAAGUGAAGAUUUUCCUGCCUCAGCCAGCCCCAUUGAUAUAUUAAUUUGCUAGCUACCCAGGUUUAUGUAACUUUGGAUUUAGUGGCAAACUUAGUAUUAAUAUGCUGUAUUUGGUCAGUGGCUACAAUAUGCUGGCUUACUAAAUAUUGACUGUCUGGGAAGGUAAUUUAAUGAUGGAUUUAUGACAG